Messenger RNA from Bufo gargarizans (Asiatic toad), 5235 nucleotides. RefSeq names its product ADP ribosylation factor like GTPase 3 (gene ARL3). Bases 117 to 665 code for a protein of 182 amino acids. Gene Ontology annotation, biological process: cilium assembly. Gene Ontology annotation, cellular component: microtubule cytoskeleton; cytoplasm. Lineage: Eukaryota; Metazoa; Chordata; Amphibia; Anura; Bufonidae. The transcript has 6 exons. Gene Ontology annotation, molecular function: GTP binding; GTPase activity. The record is from RefSeq and is a predicted model, not a curated record.
UGGAGCGCGUGUUUAGGCAACCAGCGUACGCGACGUGACACGCCCAGCGUCGUUACGCGUUACCAGCGGCUUGGGUGACGUAGUUGCCCCUGGUAACCUGGAGAGUCGUGGAGAGGAUGGGUCUGCUGUCUAUCUUGCGUAAAUUGAAAAGUGCUCCAGAUCAGGAGGUACGAAUCCUGCUCUUGGGCCUCGAUAAUGCAGGAAAAACCACACUGUUAAAGCAAUUGGCAUCGGAGGACAUAAGUCACAUCACUCCAACACAGGGAUUUAAUAUCAAGAGUGUACAAUCUCAGGGGUUCAAACUCAAUGUAUGGGACAUAGGCGGACAGAGGAAAAUCAGGCCGUACUGGAGGAACUAUUUUGAGAAUACUGAUGUACUUAUAUACGUCAUUGACAGCGCAGAUAGAAAACGGUUUGAAGAAACGGGUCAGGAAUUGGCUGAGCUGCUGGACGAGGAGAAACUGAGCGGAGUCCCUGUGCUGAUCUUUGCAAAUAAACAGGAUUUACUGACGGCUGCACCGGCCUCCGAAAUAGCUGAAGGCCUGAAUUUGCACACGAUUCGAGACCGAGUCUGGCAGAUUCAGUCAUGUUCAGCCCUCACAGGAGAGGGAGUACAGGAUGGAAUGAACUGGGUCUGCAAAAAUGUUAACGCAAAGAAGAAGUAAUGGACUGAAAACAGUAAUGGAUCCACUCAAGACUGCUACACCAACUUUCUAUUCACCUGCAAAGGACUCUGAGGUCACAGCUAACUUGUCUUUUUGCACCAAUUCCCAAUUAAACAGAAAUAAACACUAUAUGCUGCCGACCAGGAGUAGCUCAUUCCAGGCAAAAGCAUGUCCUACACUCGUUUAGCCUACCUGCCAUGUAUUUAAUCUUUUCAAUGGAAGUCAUGUAUCUUUAGACUCCAGUGUAACUGAAGAUCUACUGUAGUUGUAGAAAAGGGUCUUUGUUCAAUGCCUUUUGUACCAUUCAUUGGCAUCAGUAGGUGAUGUAAGAAUGCUUUAUAAUAGUAGCUGCUCUGUAUUAAUGCCCAGGUGACCUCUAUUCACUAUACACCAUUGGAAUGCAAGGGAAUGGAUGGAAAUGUAAGAAAAUAUGUUUACUACAAGAGACACUUUAGAAAUUUUUGUAGCCACGGCUGUUUGUCAUCCCAAGGAACAUUUAUGAAUGGUCAGUAGCUUUCUUCCUGCUCCUCAUCUUUGUGUUUAGUCGCUUUCUGCUGGAUAAUGAGCAAUACUGGUCAUUGGAGUAGACCUGGUAUAACCUACAGCAGCCACUUAGACAUCCUAUCAGAUUCUUCAUUGGGUUUCUUUCCAAUAGUGACAGAAUCGGAUUUGACGCUCAAAGGUCACAGAGUUUUGAGAAAACUUUCGAUUCAAUGCAUUCGGAAAGUCUUCAGACCCUUUCACUUUAGUCACAUUUUGUUAUGUUGUGGCCUUGUGCUAAAUAAAAUCAAAUUCAAGUUUUCACCUAAUCAUUCUGCCCUCAAUAGCCCAGAACAUAAGAACAGAAUGUUAGAAACCUUUGCAAAUGUAUUGAAAAGGAAAAACUAAAAUCUUGCAUUGACAUAAAUAUUCAUACCCUUUACUCAGGACUUAGUUGAAGCCCCUUUGGGAUAAAUUACAGCUUCCAGUCUUCUUGGUUAUGGUGCCACAAGGUAUGCACACCUGAAUUUGGGGAUUUUCUGCCAUUCUUCUAUGCAGAUAGUUGGUGGCAGACAUUUUCAGGUCUUUCCAGAGAUAUUUGACUGGGCUCAAGUCAGGGCUUUGGCUGAGCCACUCAAGGACAUUCACAGAGUUGUCCUUAAGCCACUUCUGUGUUGUCUUGGCUGUUUGCUUAGGGUAAUUGUCUUUCUGGAAGGUGAACCUUUGUCCAAGUCUGAGGUCUACAGCACUCUGGAUCAGGUUUUUAUUAAGAAUAUCUCUGUACUUUGCUCUAUUCAGCUUUCCCUCAACCCCAGCCAGUCUCCCUUUCCCAACCACUAAAAAACACCCCACAGCAUAAUGCUGCCACCACCAUGCUUCACUGUAGGGAUGGUAUCGGGCAGGUGAUGAGCAGUGUCUAGUUUUCUCCAGACAUGUUGCUUAGAAUUGAGGCCAAAACGUUUAAUUCUGGUUUCAUCAGACCAGAGAAUCUUGUUUCUCACAGUCUGAGUCCUUUAGGUGCUGCAGUGAUGGAAGUUUCUCCUAUCUGUACACAUGAUCUUUGGAACUCAUCCAAAGUGACCGUUGGGUGCUUAUCAAUGACCUUCUCCCCUGGCUGUUUAAAACUUCUCCCAUUUAAGAAAUAUGGAGGCCACUGUGCUCUUGAGAAAUUUCAGUGCUGCAGAAAUAUAUUUGUACCCUUCUCCAGAUCUCCCUCUACACAAUCCAGUCUCUGAGAUCUACAGGCAGUUUUUUUUUCCUCCUCAUGGCUUGGUUUUUGCUCCGAUAUGCACUGUCAGGUAUGACACCUUAUAUAGGCAGGGCUGUGUCUUGCCAAAUCACUUCCAAUGAACUGAAUUUACCACAGAUGGACUCCAGUCAAGGUGUAGAAACAUCUCAAAGAUGAUUAAGAGAAACGGGAGGCCCCCAGAGAUAAAUUUCAAGCGUCAUAGCAAAGGGUCUGAAUACUUAUGUCCGUGCAAAAUUUUUAGUUUUUCCUUUUUAAUAAAUGAGCAAACAUUUCAAAAAUUCUGCUUUCUGUCACAUUAUGGGGUAUAUAGUGCACAUUGGUGGGAGGGGACAUGAUUUUUAAUUUAUUUAUUUAACAUUUUUUAUUUUAGCACAAGGCUGCAACAUAACAAAAUAUGAAAGUCCGAAUGCAUUGUAUGUCAUAGAGACAUCAAAAGGUUUGCUUGCUGAGGGUCAGACAACCAAACAAUUGUGAAAAUGAGGAGACAGAAGUGCUCACAUAUCGCGCUCUUUUCUUUUUGUUGCAUGAGAGGAAGCGAAACAUAAUAGUAAGUCUGUUGGCCCGUCCUGAUUCCAUUCCCUGCAGUGAGAAGAGAGGGCAAUGUGUGAGCACUUCUCUCCCCUCGUUCUAGCUAACUAUCUGUGAGGGUCUUGGCACUCUGAUAUAUCAAGUGUUUUCUCAAAGCACAGUGACCCUUUAACCAGUUUUUAUAAUUUACAGGUUUUUUUUUUUUUUUUUUAAACAAUAAAAUGCUAUCAAAUUUUAACAAAUUGAAAUACAGAAUAAAAACCAUAAAGGUAAUUGGUUAAUAAUCUGUUGCAAUUCGCUAUGAAUGGGUCUUAGUAACCAAUUAAACUAUGGUGAUAAAUUUCGUGACAACAGCUUUGUUCACAUAGGGAUAGAUCUGUAAAUAGGUCUGUGUGAUUUUGAAUUAUCAAUUGGCAACAAGCUUUUGAUUUAUAGAUUUGUCUCAUUAACCCAAACGGAACAUGUGCUACAUCAAGAGGUUUUUAAGCAAUUUUUGAUGUUUGGCUGUUCCAUAAAAUUUACAUUAAACUCUGCACCUAAGGCUACAAUAAAUAUUAAAACUACUUAAUGUACUGUAGUACUUUUUUAGACACACUUUUUAGAUAGUUUUUUGACAUUGUGUACAUGAGUUAAAACCUAGAAAAAAAACAACUUUUAUUGCCGUUGUCCAAUCUCAUGCCAGUCAUACUUUCUAGGGUCCAAGAUGCUGUUUUACAGAAUCCUCAACUGACACAGAAGGUUGAUCAAGGGAGAAUUUCUUUCCCUAACAUUAAUUUGAAUGUUCUGAGUAAAGGAAUCACAUUAUUUUUUGCUAACAGUGUAUUGAUAAGGAGAUGCAUUCAUAGGUUACCUCCUUUUUUAGGUCAGUGUACAGGGGAUGGAGGUAAAGGGAACAAGCUCCUUUGUACCUUUUUUUUUUUUUUUAUUGUUCCAAUGCAUAUAACGUUUAAUUUGACAUUUUUUAUUGCUAUGGAGGUCCAUGUUUCCAUGGUAACAGACAACAAACAAACACUGUGUAGUCUGAUUCUUCAGUCAAGCUCUUUGAUCUGUUCCCUAUUUCUUCCUGACCCUCCAAAUGUUAGUGGAUUGUUUUUUAUUUUAUUUUUUCAUCAGAAGAAUUGUUAUCCUAGAACAAUUUAGAGGGAUUUUCUGGACGUUUAAAUAUUGAUAGCCAAUCCUCAGGAUAGGUCAUCAAUAUCAGACUGGUGAAGGCUUGACUCCUGCCGAUCAGUAGAAGCGAUCUCUGUGGCCGCUUCAUAGUAUACCAAACACAGUGCUGGGACCACAGAUUUAGCUUGAGCCCUCAAGCCCCUUUUGACAGCUAAUCGGCCUAGUUUGCGGUUGUCUGGCCCCCACAAAUAAGACAUUGAUGACUUGGCCUGAGGGCAGAUCUUCAGUAACCCUUUUAAGCAAUUCUUUAAAGAAAAUCAAGCAAGAUCUCCUGGACCCCCUUGAGUAUGACUUUGAGAAAUGGUAUAUUGGUUUUAACUUCAGUUACACCUUGACUUUUAGGUCUUGGGUGGUUAGAUUUUAGGGGCAUUACUUGGGACAUUUCCUAAACGUGACCAAAGUUUUUCCAGUGCUAGAUGUUAAGGCAAAUUUUCAAUAAUGUCAGAUGAUAGACAAAAAAUGUGCAGUAGAGAGAUGUCAAAAGUUCAUAUGAAAAGAUGAAUCUUAGGCUAGGUUCACAUCUGAAAAAUUCUGGUUUUCUGCUCUAGCAUAUGCAUGACGCCGCAGGAGCCUGAUGCAUCCCCUUGACUGUAAUGGGGUCCAUCGGGUUUCCAGCAUUGAUACCAGCAUUUUGCCAGACAAAAUACCUUGUUUUGCUCCUGCAUUUUUGCCAGAAUUUGCGAUGAAGGCGCCUACUUAAACCCCCGCUGCCGAUGUGAAUCUAGCUUUAGCUGAUGGUACCAAUUCCAGGAGCUAUGCAAGUUUCAUUAGUGCUAUUGUUGUAGAACUAUGGGGCCAUUGUUCCCCUGGCAAAGUGAUGAAUUUUGAUCAGUUCUUGGGAUCAUGACAAAUUUACAUAAAUCUUCCUACUACACAUCCCCUGGUCUUCACAUUUCUCUGCCCCUUCAUACUCUGUCGGUACACCGCAAUGAUGCACAUUCUGAUUGCUGUUUUUUAGAGUAUACUGUAUAAUAAUCACAAUAAAAGUUGGCUCUGUCUAGUAGGAGACAAUUUACAUAUUUAUUAUAUUGUUUUUUUGUGUGUGCGUGCUGAGAGGAAAGUUAUUCAAAUCAAGUCAUUUCCAAUAUGCACGUUUUGUGUGUGUCAUCAUUUCCAUGGAUUAAAGCUUAAAUAUUUCCAAUA